UCCACGGGGUCGCUGAUGUUUUGCGGCGCCCGCUAGCGGCCGCCAACGUCCCUACAAGUCGGAAGCUCGAGACUUGCCUCGGGGAAAUCCGCGCACGCGCCUUCUCGCUCUCCCGUCGCACUCGACGCACUCCAAUUUUUUGGUAUUUAUUGAUGUAUUUUUGAUUUUGACUGUGGCACAGCCGCGCGCAAAUGCCCCCCGCGGUCAACUUUGGUUGACGCGACGAUUUGGGAGGUCGACGCCGGACAUGAAGAAGGUCGACGAUGAAGUCCGGCACGCAGAAGCCACCGCUGGCCCCGAAACCCAAACUGUCCCCGCUCCAGCCGGGGGCGCCGUCGGACCGGUCUCUCGGCUCCUCGCACAAGGUGAAACCCAGGCUGGCGCCCAAACCCGACCUCUCCGAGCUAAACUCCAAACCCGUCGCUUCGAAGAUCCCGUCGAAUGCUGUCGGCAAAUCCCCACCGGAGCCAAACUGGGAUCGUAUUCUUCCCGUUUGUCUGUGCAGCCAGCAAAACUGCCGCUGCGUCCGUGACAGUCACGUGAACGGAACUUUGCAGCAGGUCAAAGGCCCGCAAAACGGAAAGACCGCAUCUCCGGAGAGAAAGGCUGACCGCGCGAAACGAGCAAUCGCACACGCGUCAACUCUCAACGGCCGCCUCGAAAACCGUCGAGCUCCCCGAGGGACUUCGCCUGCUCUCGGGGUUCGAGUUGGGCGUGAGAUAACCCAGGACCGCGCCGCGCCUGUUCCGGAAGCGGACGCAAAUGUCUCUGAGCAAAAACAACAGCCGGUCAUCCCAAGGAAGCCCAGCCCAGUCCCGGUGCCACGGAGACUCAAAACCACCUGGCUGGCCCACCAGGAAAAGGCGGAGGACGAGACUCUGAUCCAGGAAGGGCGGAGGAGAGUCCAAGAGUUGAAGGUGUCAUCCGAGGGGAAAGGCGUCACUUUGACUGCCGCUGGGAAAGGAGCGUCGCCGGCCCCCACGCCCAGGAAAAAGUCUCACCUGGUCACAAGUCCCGCUCCCUCGCCGCUCCAAAACAACCUGGAUGAAGAAGAAGACCUGGGCUGCGACGUCAACGCCGGCCAAACGGAAAUGGAGCAAUCCGUCGACGAGGAGGGCGAGGGCGAGGCGAGGCGAACCUCCGACCGAGACGGCAGAGAUUCCAGUUUGCGCUCCUGCGGUCCCGACCACCCUAACGACGGAGCACCCGAGCUGGUUCCAAGAAGCAACAGCCCCACGGCGUGGCUGAAGAAGACCCAAUCGCUCGAGGUGGAAGAAGACCUGAAAUCAGGAGCCAGUGUGGAAAACCAGACGACCGUCACCAGAGAUCUUCCUCCGCUUCCGGGAAACCGGAGCAGAACGGCCACACGGAGACCCGGAUCCUUCUCCGCCGCCGACUCUGUCUGCUCCCAGGGAGCGAGGAAAUCUUUCAGGAAGCGUCUGGAUCUGAGGCUCUCCGCCAUGAUGCUGUCAAAGGUCACGGCCAAAGGAUCCCAGACCGCAGAAUCCGGCCAGCGGGACGGACCGCAAAAUGUCCGCGGUGCUCUCGGGGCGGGAGGCGGGUUCUCUCGCCCUCUGGUCGGACUGGAACAAAGCGUAGACGGAGACGAGCGGGACCUCGACUACGAGAACAUUUGCCACUACGAGGAGGUGUCGGACUACGAGAACGUCUACUUUGGUGGCUCGGAGGGUUCAGGCACCACCUGGCAGAGUUUGGACGACGACGGCGGCGGAAUUUACGAGUAUCCUGAGGCGUAUUUGUCCCCGGACGAAAACGCUGACGACGACGACGAUGGAAGUUCUGCGGACGAAGACGCGUCGGACGCCGACUUCACGCCGCCUUUCUCGGACGAAGACGACUGGUCGCUCUCAAGUCACGACGACGUCGCGCACUCGGAGGAAAACGCGCUGCAAAGCGGCCCCCGCAUGAGCAAGAGCCAUCACGUCGCCACUGAGAUUAUGACCUCUGAGAAAGUGUUCGUCGACGUCCUGAAGCUGCUUCACGUGGACUUCCGGGACGCCGUGGCCAAAGCCUCUCGCCAAAGCGACAAAGCCGUGAUCGAGGACGGCGUCCUCAACCAGAUCUUGUACUACCUCCCGCAGCUCUACCAACUCAACCGGGAUUUGCUGCGAGAGCUGCGCAGUCGACUGGCCAAAUGGGACGAAAAGGAGCAGGUGGCCGACAUCUUUGUGAAGAAAGGGCCGUACCUGAAGAUGUACUCCGCGUACAUCCGGCAGUUCGACAAGAAUGUGGCCCUACUGGAAGAGCACAGCAAGAAGAACGCCGCCUUCGCCGGCGUCGUGCGACAAUUCGAGGCCAGUCCACGUUGUGCCAACCUGGCUCUGAAGCACUACCUCCUAAAACCCGUCCAAAGGAUUCCUCAGUACCAGCUCCUGUUCAGAGACUAUCUGAAGAAUCUGUCCGAAGACUCUGCCGACUACAAGGACACGCAAGCCGCCCUCGCCGUCGUCGAAGAGGUCGCGAGUCACGCCAACGACAUCAUGAAGCAAGGGGACAACUUCCAGAAACUGAUGGAGGUCCAGUGCAGGCUGAGCGGCCGUCACGAGAUCGUCGGGCCCGGCCGGAUCUUCCUGAAGGAGGGCGUCCUCAACAAGCUGUCCCGGAAAGUCAUGCAGCCCAGAAUGUUCUUCCUGUUCAACGACACCCUGCUGUACACCACGCCCGUUCAGUCGGGUCAGUACAAGUGGAACAACUUGCUGUCUCUGGCGGGGAUGAAGGUGAGCAAACCGAGCCCGGAGGCCCACCAGAACGAGUUCACCAUCGAGAGCGUGGAGCGCUCCUUCAUUCUCUCUGCCAGUUCGCCAGCCGAGAGAGACGAGUGGCUGGAGGCCCUCUCCGCCGCCGUCGGCGAUUACACCAAGAAAAAGAUCAGCUUCAUAUCCGGAAAAUCCUUCCAAGAGCUCCAACUGAGCGGCGACGACGCUCCUCUGGGCAGCAAAGCGCCGAUCUGGAUCCCGGACCCGCGCGCCACCAUGUGCAUGAUCUGCACCUGCGAGUUCACUCUGACGUGGAGGCGGCACCACUGUCGGGCCUGCGGCAAGGUGGUGUGCCAAUCCUGUUCGUCCAACAAGCAAAGCCUCGAGUACCUCAAGAACCAGUUUGCAAGAGUGUGUGACCAGUGCGACGCUGUGCUGCGGGAAAAAAGAGGCGAAGAAGACCCCCCCGCCGGUGGGGCAGUUCCCAAAGCCUCCUCCUUUGCGUUCUCCCGCAAACACAAGCGGAUCCCGGCGGCGCUCAAAGAGGUGUCGGCCAGCACGGGCGAGUCCUCCAUGAGUGGCUAUUUGCAGAGGUCCAAGGGCAAAAAGAAGGCCAAGCGCUUGUGGUUUGUCGUCAAAGACAAAGUUCUCUACACCUACGCCGCCAGCGAGGACGUCGCCGCCUUGGAGAGUCAACCGCUUUUAGGCUUCGUCCUGAAAGUGGACUCGGCGCAAAUGUUACACUUCAAGCUUUACCACAAAAACACGCUGUACUACAAUUUCAAAGCGGACGACGCCCGAACGGCCCAAAGGUGGAUCGAGACCUUCCGACAGUCGGCGGUACUUUAGUGGCCCGUGUGGGCGACUUUUGCUUUUUCGCCCUUUUUUUGGGAAGUGCCGACUUUGGGCGAGAGGAAGGGGCCUCGCCCUCGACCGCUCGCGGCCCACGCAGGACCGAACAAACCGUUCACAGCGACGAGUCUUCGGCGGACCGAGCCUGGCGUGGUUUUGCCCACCUGGGAGGAAACCCGAGCACCCGAAGAAAAGCCGCGGUCCUCGGGACCGUGGGGCAUAGGUGCCAACCGCCUUUCCUUUCGGGAGCCCAGAACGGUCCACCAUCUUGAACGAUUGAACUUUCUAACUCUGCCCGUGAUGAAAAUCCACUUUCUUGCAGUUUUGAGGUCACUUGUCCGAAAACCUCCCGGUCCGAUCCCCCGCUGACUUUUCUCAUUCAUAAAUGACGAAGCUUCCAUUAUUAGUUGCUUUUUGACGGACCAGCUUUAAAUAUGAAUAGUAAGUCAAGCACUGAACGUCAACGUACGUAAAAUCGCUCGCCACACGUCUUGUGCAAAUGAAAAAAAAAAAAAAAAAACGCUUUACAGGACUACGCGUCCUCUCGUUGAAAUUAAAAAAAAAAAAAAAUUCACUGAUGGUGUAGCGCUACACACGCGUGGGAUCGAUUCCCGCUCAGCGAUGGUGUCGACAUCUGCCCUGCGACCAGUUCGUCUUUCGCCCGAAGCUAGCUGGCGUAGGCUACAUCUUUGCUGCGACCCUUGUGAGGAUAAGCAGCUCAGAAAAUGACAUGACAUUUUUCCAUCUCAGGUGUGAAUGAUAUGCAGGUCAUUCGCUAACCUUUGCACGGAUGAAUUUUUUCACUUCCGCUCGAAAGUCUGAAAACGUGAGAGAACUUUGCAACAUUAUCGUCACAUUUUGCCCGACUCUCCAAAAAAGAACAUCUCAGCGAUUCGGACCCGUCGGGCCUUAUCGUACUCGAAGAAUGCCCGCGUUGCACUUCUUCUCUCAGAGGUGACCAAUCGUCUGAUUGGUCCUGCAUUUUGCGAGUGGAUACUCUGCCGAGUGGUCCGAUUUAAAAAAAAAAAAAAAAAAAUGCAUUCACAGAAAAUAGAAGAGUAAAAAAAGAAAAUAAACACUAAAACAGAACACGAAAAUUUGAUGUAAGAAGCGGCGAGGUUGCUAGCAAAUGAUGACUUUUAGCUUUGUUUUGUUUUUUUAAGAGAGAAAACCCGAGCUCUCUCGAAAACGCAAAGAUGUCUGGCGAGUUCCGGAACAAAACACAUUUGCUCACAAAAGGAGUUUUCAUCGUGCUCGGUCGGACAUUCUGACGCGACGAUGAGCCGAAACGCAAAGUCGGGUCGACCCAUUUCGUGUCGGAGCGCAACAAUGAGAUGAAACCGCAAACCGGGACAACAAAGCGAAGGAAGCCGAUAAGAAAAUGACGUGAUCAAAAAAAGAAAUCAAAACCCCACGGAAGAAAAUCGACAGGCCGGAAAAGAAACCGCCAGUGACGAAAAACAGCUGAGAAAAGACAAAACACCGCCAAGAAGGAAGAAAAGAAAUUGUAAAAAAUGCGUAAAGCAAAAAAAAAAAAAAAACUGUUGAAGAA
Molecule: messenger RNA, 5121 nt
Organism: Syngnathoides biaculeatus (alligator pipefish)
Lineage: Eukaryota; Metazoa; Chordata; Actinopteri; Syngnathiformes; Syngnathidae
Product: FYVE, RhoGEF and PH domain-containing protein 6-like
Exons: 21
Coding region: 264-3566 (1100 amino acids)
Cellular component (GO): cytoplasm
Molecular function (GO): metal ion binding; guanyl-nucleotide exchange factor activity
Source: RefSeq, a predicted model, not a curated record